Frankliniella occidentalis (western flower thrips) is the source of this 580-nucleotide messenger RNA. RefSeq lists its product as uncharacterized. The record is from RefSeq and is a predicted model, not a curated record. NCBI's taxonomy places the organism in Eukaryota, Metazoa, Arthropoda, Insecta, Thysanoptera, Thripidae. The transcript has 4 exons. The coding region runs from base 105 to 566 and encodes 153 amino acids.
UUAACGUUGUGCGAAUUGUGGUCAGUGGGCAGAGCCAACCUCAGAAGGAAACCCUUUUCUUCUGUGCUCGUUCGACUUGGCCUUUACUUCGUGCAUUGGUGCAAAUGCUGUCCUUCGAAGGGUUCAUUGUUUUUGGUGUGUGUCAUGCGCGUUUGGAAGCAAAUGGAAAUGCAACUGUUACGCUAAUUCAUUCACAAUCUCAUGCCGCCAAUAAUGUUGGAUGCCUUUGCCAUAGGAAUGGUUCAAUAUGGUUCCUACUACCCUCCAAAUACAGCAGCCCAUUCCAAUUGCUUGUUGCCAGGAAAUUUAAUUUUAACGCGACUGAGAUGCUGUGUAAAUAUUUUAAAGUGCUGGAUGGUGUUUUGACAUCAGAUUCAAGACUGGGUCUCCAAGGUAAUCUGUAUGCCUCAAUGUUAUUUGGAUCAGAUACAGUGUCCGAAUUGCUCCUAGUUUCAGAGCACAUGUGCCAGCUGUUAGGAAGCGUUGCUCCAGAAGUAAGCGACAUUGAAGAUAAUGGGAUAGGAGCAAUUUCAACCCACUCGAUACCAAUUGCACCUAUGAGGUAAUUUGCAGUUUCUGU